AUGGCAUUUGUGAACGUUGCAAACACGCGCAUCAACAGACUUGAUUCGCUGGGGUACAGGCACCGCAGUUGGUCGCACGCGUUUCCGCAGCGCCGUGCGUGGAGUCGUGCCAGUACACGUCGUGCACAGUGCGAGGCGUCACUGGUUGCUCUGAAACCGUAUACGUCAUACCACCUGGCGCGUUGGUUGGCCAAAGAGUGGGACAACUACGACCAGCACUUGGCAAAUCCGCCGUUUUGGGCGCACAUCAGGGUGAGUUACCGGCCCCUACCCUGGGAAUUUUUGGAAGGCCACGCCUUUUACGUGGAAUCGAUUUACACCUAUGCACCGAAGCUUCCGUAUCGGGCGACUAUUAUCAAAAUCACGCGAAAUAGCGACGGUGCGUUGGAAACGGAGUCCUACAAAGUCGAAGGCGUUGAACAGUUCUACACGGCUGCUUUCGAUCGCAGCAAGCUCGCAGAGCUCGUUCGACAGGCGCAUCCCCGGCACACCAAUCGAUGCGUGAAAUUGCCGGAAGCAUGCAAUGCCGUCUUCGAAUGGGUCGAAGCCGAACAGCUGUACCGAUGCAAAACUCGACCUGGAUGCAAGUGCAUGGUACGACGUGGUGAUCGCGACAGCUAUCUCGAUGCACAAAUGACGCUCUCGGAGUCGCGCUGCACGGCACUGGAUAUCGGCCGUUGCCCACAAACGCAUGAACAGCUCUGGGGGGCGGUGGCAGGGCCGUUCGAUUUUGUGGUGCGAAAGUCGUGGAGCGACGAGGUGCCGCUGCCACCGGCUGCCAUGGACUGGUGA
Molecule: messenger RNA, 792 nt
Organism: Cyanidioschyzon merolae strain 10D
Lineage: Eukaryota; Rhodophyta; Bangiophyceae; Cyanidiales; Cyanidiaceae
Exons: 1
Coding region: 1-792 (263 amino acids)
Biological process (GO): protein-phycocyanobilin linkage
Molecular function (GO): lyase activity
Source: RefSeq, a predicted model, not a curated record